Spea bombifrons (plains spadefoot toad) is the source of this 2009-nucleotide messenger RNA. Its product is annotated as vasoactive intestinal polypeptide receptor 1-like. Lineage: Eukaryota; Metazoa; Chordata; Amphibia; Anura; Pelobatidae. Gene Ontology annotation, molecular function: G protein-coupled peptide receptor activity; peptide hormone binding. Gene Ontology annotation, cellular component: plasma membrane. The record is from RefSeq and is a predicted model, not a curated record. The transcript has 13 exons. The coding region runs from base 295 to 1584 and encodes 429 amino acids. Gene Ontology annotation, biological process: adenylate cyclase-modulating G protein-coupled receptor signaling pathway; cell surface receptor signaling pathway.
AGGGAUAGCAAAUGAAGAAUUACCGCAUCAUAUACCGGGAACAUGAUCUGCUUGCAUUAUGAUACUAAUCAUGGAUUGAGCCUGCUAGAUACACUGUAACUUAUUUCGCUCUACAUAACAAAUACGGUCUUAUAGGAUUAACCAGGGAGAAAAAAAAAACUUGGACCUGCAGACUGUCUCUUGGAUAGUGCGACCCGUCAUGAAUAUGCGGAAACUGGAUAAGAAAUAAGUGCUAGCAACAGGUCCAAGGCUCGCUGGACAAUAAUCGGCCAAGAGAACGCUUAAGACCCAACGAUGAGCUCUCCGACCCUGCUGCCUGUUUCCCUGCCUUCCGAAAGCAGAACGAGGGUGCAGAUUCCAUUACUGCUUUGCCUGCUUUGCCUCAGAACCGUGAUGUCCAUACAUCCGGAAUGCGCAUUCAUUAUCCAGGUUCUGGAGCAGGAAACUCAAUGCCACAAGAGAAUAACACUAGAAAAUGAGACUUCUCCCAGAUCCUCUUCUGGAGGUUGUGUGACGGAAUGGGACGGAAUUAACUGCUGGCACGCUGCUUCACUGGGACAGACAGUGACCGUUUCAUGUCCCGACAGUCUUCAAAUGUUUCUCCCAUCGAAAGUUGUGAUCAGAAGGAGCUGUACAGAGAAUGGCUGGACUCCUCAUUCGCCUCCAUACUAUAAGGCUUGUCUACUUAACGGAAGCAGCGAGACAGACGAAAAGGCAAACCACUUCUACACCGUGAAGAUUCUGUAUACCUGCGGAUACGCCGCAUCGCUGACGGCACUUGUGACCGCUAUUAGCAUCUUCUCUCUGUUCAGGAAGCUUCACUGCCCCAGGAACUUCAUCCACAUGAACUUGUUUGUGUCUUUUAUAUUACGUGGCACCGCUGUGUUUGUUAAAGACGCCGUGCUGUUUGCCGAUGAAGACGUGGAUCACUGCACAAUGUCUACAGCGAGCUGCAAGGCGGCCAUGGUAUUCUUCCAAUUCUCUAUCCUUGCAAACUUCUCUUGGCUGCUAGUGGAGGGGAUGUAUCUCCACACACUGCUCACACUCGCUUUCACCUCACAGAGGAGAUACUUUUGGUGGUAUAUUGUAGUUGGCUGGGGUGUUCCAGCUCUUACAAUUACAGUGUGGAUAAAAACAAGAAUUACAUUCGAUGAUACAGGGUGCUGGGAUGAUUAUGAGAACAUAUAUUGGUGGAUAAUCAAGACGCCAAUACUGCUUGCAAUAUUUCUUAAUUUCAUCAUAUUUCUAAACGUGAUAAGAAUCCUUAUCCAGAAAAUAAGAUGCCCAGAAAUUGGGAAAAAUUACAAGCAGCAGUACAUGAGACUUGCCAAAUCCACUCUUCUUCUCAUCCCACUCUUUGGCGUUCACUAUGUUCUUUUUGCGUUGUUUCCGGAGCACAUCGGAGUCUGGGCAAGAAUGUACUUUGAACUUGUUCUAGGAUCAAACCAGGGGUUUAUUGUGGCCUUGCUGUACUGCUUCCUGAACGGAGAGGUACAAGCUGAGAUCCAGCGCCACUGGGGCAAGUGGCAGAGCUCACUGGAGAGCAACGUCUUUAAUUUGGUGACACAGGACUUCACCGCGUGAUUUGGUUCACCUCGCAGGAAAAGCAGCUACUGUCACGCGAUGCCCGGAAUGGACUGUGAAAGACUUAACCAGGAUGACAGGAUGCGGAUACACGUAGCGAAAUAGCGGGACUAAGUAUCAUCGCCCGCAUUUGUAUUAUCCCAUAGGACAAACUGACAUUAUCAAUAUCUCUGUGACGCUGCGAAGUGGCUUUGGCAACGACCCUUCAAAAAUCGGUGGCUUUUGUUCUUCUCAAAACUCAUUCAUUCUGGAUCGCGCUUUGAUGUCCAGAGGAUCGUCGGCGUUGUAGGUUACAAACCACUAGAGACCAGGUGUUGUGCUAAUUCAUAUAACUGAACAGAACUGUAUAUUUAUUAUAUAAGAUGACACUGUUCAUCAUACUGUACAUAGAACUAUAUACUUAAAUAAAAAUAAAUAGUAAAGUG